AUGGUGGACGUACUGAAUUGGGACUGGAGGGAGGUGGCCCAGCCAUAUCUGGACAGGAGGACAGGAUGCUGGACUCAGUGGUUUGACAGAGACAAUCCCAGUGGAACUGGAGACUGGGAAACACUGUCCAGUCUUCUUAAAGCGAAUCCAGGAAAGAUCUGCACUCAGCCAAUAGGUGUUGAGGCCAAAACUCUAUCUGGACUCACUGCAGCUGCAGCAGGGGAUGUGAUUUUUAAGAGUGACACUACUUCAGGAUUUGUCUGCAGAAAUAAGGACCAACCCAAGAAGAAGUGGUGCAAUGAUUAUCGUGUCCGAUUCAGCUGCCCCCCCUCUUUCUGUGAUAAAGUUUGCUGGACAAGGUGGUAUGACCGGGACAAUCCCAGUGGAACGGGGGACUGGGAGCUCUUGACUCACCUGAGGAAGGAAAACCCAGGACAAAUCUGUGACAACCCUCUGCAGAUGGAUGUUGUUACUACUGACACACUGACCCCGGCUACGUCCACAGGCGAGAUCUUUCGUAUAAACAAUCCAUCUCAGGGAUUUGCUUGUCGCAAAAUCGACCAGAAAUCUCGCAAGUGCCGUGACUACAAAGUCCGGUUUGGGUGCCCGUGCAAGAUGAAGGCCUGACUCCAUGGCAAACUAUGGCAAGGAUAAGAUGACACAUCAAGAUUUUUUAAAUCUCUUUUCCUGUUUUAUUUUAAUUCUAACAGUGCCUGGUGAAAGGGGAAGACUAUAAUUGUCCUAUUAAGAGCCUAUUAUGUCCUUAAUCAGUCUAUAGUUUCCAUUUUCUUCUUUCUGUAAUGAUUAUGCAAUUAUUAUAUUGUGAUGCAGGAAAUGAAUCAACUAAUAAAUUAGCUCAUAUGCUCAGAUGAUGUGGUGAUGUGUGAUCUGGUAUAUUGACAAUAAGAGGUGUUGUGUAGCAUUUAAACAGCAAUGUGGGAGUGUAAUAAAAUAAUAUGUCUGAAUCCGAAUUUCAC
Messenger RNA from Centropristis striata (black sea bass), 977 nucleotides. Its product is annotated as mucin-5AC-like. The record is from RefSeq and is a predicted model, not a curated record. Bases 1 to 627 code for a protein of 208 amino acids. Lineage: Eukaryota; Metazoa; Chordata; Actinopteri; Perciformes; Serranidae. The transcript has 5 exons.